This is a messenger RNA of Pelobates cultripes (western spadefoot toad), 10840 nucleotides long. The record is from the annotation of a GenBank genome assembly. Lineage: Eukaryota; Metazoa; Chordata; Amphibia; Anura; Pelobatidae.
UAGGGAUCAGGCCCCCGACAUCCGGUAUAGUGAGGCAGGUGGAGGAAGGAAGGUGUCCCCGGCAGAGGCCAGCAGUGACCCGGACUGAGAGGUACUGACAGGGGGGGACACCAAAUCCAGAGCAUGGGGGGCUCUCUGUGCUGCUAAUACUGGCAGGGUGGGGGGAGAUCCCAGGGACUGGCAGGGAAGGGGUUAACAGAGCGUGGGGGAUCCCAGGACUGGCAGGGAAGGGGUUAACAGAAGGUGGGAGGAUCCCAGGGACUGGCAGGGAAGGGGUUAACAGAGGGUGGGAGGAUCCCAGGGACUGGCAGGGAGGGGGUUAACAGAGGGUGGGGGGAUCACAGGGAUUGGCAGGGAAGGGGUUAACAGAAGGUGGGAGGAUCACAGGGACUGACAGGGAAGGGGUUAACAGAGGGUGGGAGGAUCCCAGGGACUGGCAGGGAAGGGGUUAACAGAGGGUGGGAGGAUCCCAGGGACUGGCAGGGAAGGGGUUAACAGAGGGUGGGAGGAUCCCAGGGACUGGCAGGGAAGGGGUUAACAGAGGGUGGGAGGAUCAGAGACUGGAAGGGAAGGUAAUGACAAGAGAAUCAAACUAUUGGUAACCUUGUAUUAUAACUAGUUUAGUUAAUAUUAAAUGUAGAUUAUACAAUAAAGAUACACACCUACCCUGCUUCAUUAAUCAGUGUCACCAUGAUCGACUAAAUUAAAUUGUUGGUAACUUAUAUCUGCAGCAUUUAAGGUAUAAUUAAUCAUUUUCAUCUCUUUCAUCAGAUGCCAGAAGUAACUUUUCGAGUAUUAAUUCUUCAAAUCUCCAACAUGGCGCCACAGUGACCCGCUGAACAUGGCCUUCUGGGGGUGUCUAGGCUGCUGAUAGCACACACUGGUAAGGUACAGCGACCUGUGUGUAUGGCUGACCGAGUUGAUGCUAAAAUAUUAUUUGUUCAAAACCUGUUUGUAUAUUCAUGGGUACAUAACGAUAAUACCUCUAUGAUGGGACAUAAGAUGCCAUGAAAAAGGUUCUGGAUGCAUCAUAAUAGUUAAUAAUAAAUGUGACCAAAACACAGACAUUGCGGUAUUUUCCCAAAAACACACAUUGCUGUUAUAUAAAUUACAUUACAGAUCUAGGUUAGUGUAAAUGGUAAUAGUGUAUAUACAUGGUGUAAUAUGUUAGAGUAAUGUAGAGGUUAGUGUUAAGUGUUAGCAGUGUAAAGAUCCAGUGCUGCCCAAGAUUAGUGGGAGUUGCAGUCCCGGGAGGCAGCUAUUUCAGCUUCAUUUCUUACAAAGGCCGCAGGUACCCUCUAGGAAUGUCACUCUCUCUAAUCUCAGGGGUCUGCUGAGAUAAGGUUCCCCAGACUGCAUACUGGAGAUGGUUGUGUUGAUACCCAUUCAUUAUGGUAAAUAAUUGGACGUGCAAUAUCUCCAUCUGUGCAUCGUGUUCUAAAACAGGAUAUGCCUGUUAAAAUAACAUUCCUAUUUAUCAUCAAAAAUACAGCCUAUAAAUUGUAUUUCUUCCUAUUAAAAUCAGGAUUGAAGCAUGUCUGCAUGUUUGGUUUUUACUGUCAUCGUUACAUCAGUUCCCUGUGUCCCUGCCAAUUAGAGCCUAUUGUAUUUGGACAGACCCCUUAAUAGUUGGUUUCAGCAUUAUCUUAGAAUCUUCCUUCAGGGCAAAGUUCAGAUAAGGCAGAGAGUCACUGACCUUACAAAGGAAACAUGUAGUUUAUGGUCCUUGCUCGUGAGUGAGGUUAUUUACCUGCAGAUAAAAUGUAGCAAUUAUUUUACAAUGCCCCAAACCCUUGUAUAGCUUUUCAGGGGAACUUGUGUCCCUAAUACACUUCUAGAUUAAUUGCCAGGGCAGAUCUGUGACAUAAUUCAGUCCCUGGUAAAUAGUAAACAAUGACAUAUUAUAUACUAAUAGGAAAAAGAAGAGAACACCCAACAGAUGUGUAGAACAUCUAAGUAGAAAAAAUGGGCACUCACGGGUCGUCACAAAAGUGAAAAAUAUACUUUGUAUUUCAGACAGAUAAGAAUGUCAACGGGUUGGACCUCCCGAACUGCUGAUUAUAAAGUGCACAAUAUAUGUAGAUCAAAAUACGAGAAAAGUGUAAAUAGGAUAACUUACCCACUAAACGCAACAAAAAGUCCCCACAGGAACACCCCAAUAAGAAUACGCGUUCCCAGUGCCGAGAGAGAAAAGCCCCACCGUCAGUGUAAGCUAUCACCCAAACAGUGCUUUCACAUAGUCUAACUUUUAUCAUAAUGUUUGUCACCGAGUGCAGUCUCUCUUUGCUACACUGUUGCCUGAUUAGUAUCAUUUGAUGGUCUCAGUAUAUAGAUACAUUGGUUACGUUUCAGUUUUUAGGCUUUGUAGCGGAGAGGUAGUAUAAUCCACAGUAUGUCCGCUGGGUAACAGGAACAGCAUAAAAUAAUCCAGGCAAAUAAAUACAGCAUACAAUAAUCCCGGUAGCGUUGUAAGAAUCCUUCCCUCCCAAGAACUAGACGACACAUAGGCUGGGAGUCAACUGAGGUUUUAUUCAGUCGAGUAGCCGAUUUUAGUUCCAGGCGCUCAACGACCAAACACCGCUGGGCUAACAAAGGAACCAAGAUGGCCGACUGCCGCGUGGUCGGUAGCCGAACGACUGCCACCUAGGAAAACCUUUAACUACCGAUUGCAACAAUGUGUGUGUGGUCGUCCAUUCGGUAGGUUAUUCGUUUCACGAACAGUGUUGAAACUCACUGUUCGUGAAACUACAGUAUGAAUGCUGGGGUUUUCAUGCCGCCAGCAUACAAUGCCCUCAUUCGCCUGAAAAGUAAAUACAGUCAUAUACUUGGUUCUCACAGCUUUAAAAGGAAUAUAAACAGAUUCAUAUAGUGAUAAUCUAGUCUUAAGUGGCUAGUUUUGCCACAGGCUUAGUGACCGGAUAAUUUUAUUUUAUUUUUUUGCCUCCAGGUAUAUUUGUAUGAUAAUAUGUUUUGGUAAAGUACGCUAGUAACCCUGAGGGGAACUAGCAAAAGUGUGUCUGGGACGACCUUGCGGGGGAUAACCCUCACAGACGUGUACCUUGAUAAUAUGUUUUGUAAACGUUUGUUUUAAAUGAAAGUAUCGUUCAGGUGAUGGCAUUUACUGUGACUGUGGAGCAUUUCUCUCUCUCCACUGGGAUCGCUUAUUCUUAUUGGGGCAUGUGACAAACAGUUGUCCCGUGUUUUGCCAAAGAUGCCAGAGACCAUAGCCAUGUUUCCCUAUUGCUAUAUGUGCAAAGCAUAAUUCUAGAGGUAAAGCUGUCUCUGCAGGAUUCCAUUGGGUCCCAGUAAUGGUUAACCCCCUGUACACAAUUAGGGAGACCAAGAGGAGUCUGUUAAUUGGAUUCAUUAUUUCCCUAUGUCUGGAAUUACCUACCUGUACCUAAUAUCUUCUGUUAGAGUUUGAUCAUUUUAAUAACAUUACCUGUUGUUUGAUGUACCUGUAAUUGAAUAUAUAUAUAUUGUGCACUUUAUAAUUGGCAGUUGUCAUGAGAAAGUACUGGGGAAGGUUCGAAACGUUGACAUGCUUAUCUGUCUGAAAGAAAGACUUUAUUUUUAACUUUUCUAAGCUGAAGACCUGUGAGUCAUUUUCUAUUUAUCUGUUGUACUUUUGCCAUUAUUGGAGCACAGGGGCAUGAACCUAUUGAGCAAGAUGAAUUGCUGUCAAGUGUGAUCGCAUCCAGGAUCAUGUUUAUUUAAAUAUAUAUUUAUUUUAAUUGAGCAACAAUUUAGUUAGUUCUCCUACCAGUUUUGCCAAGACAGUCUUUUAAAAAUGAGAUUUAUAGUUUUUUUUAAUGUGGUAAAACCGGUUCUACAUUUUCUGCAUUAUCAAAGCUAGGCUACGUUUACUGCAUAUUGUUACUAUCCGUAGCAUUAGAAAGGUGUAACUCUAAACUGAUUAACACUUUAAAGGAAAACUACGGGGUCAGGAAUACAAACGUGUUAAAAACCCAUGUUAGAUGGCUGCCCCCACCUCCCCUUCCCACUUAAAAGGAAUUAAUAUUCACCUUUUUUUUGUUUCCACGUCGUGCGAUUCCUCCGGUGCUGCUCUGCCACCUUGGCUGAGAUCGUCAGAAUUGACGAUCUCACCCAAUCAAAUUCUUUCCCUUAGGAAAGCAUUGGGAGGCUAUUGCACAUGCACAGCAAAACCAGCGCUAAUCAGUAUCUUCUCAUAGCGAUGCGUUGAAUGUACAUUGUGCAGCACUGACCCAGGAAGCACCUCUAAUGGCCGUCUGAGUGACUGCCACUGGAGGUGUUCCUAGGCAACAAUAUAAACACUAUCUUUUCUCUUAAAAGGCAGUGUUUACAUUAAAAUUCCUUUAGGGACAUGCUAUACACACCAGAAGAGUUACAUUUAGCUAUAGUUGUUCUGGUUACUAUAGUAGUUUUAAAGAGCUAUAUGAUGAAAAAUUCCAAGUGUCUAAGAGGCAGCAGAUAACAUUCUGAGCGUAAUGCUGUGUGAAACUCAAACUUGCUGUUAUCGUUUUAUCUUUUCCUAUUUAAAUCAAACAACAUUUCAUAGAACCCGAUGGAAUCUGUUUUAGCUCAUUUAGAUCUUGUACAAUGUGUGUUUCAAGUAUACAUAAGGAAUCCAUUGCCCUGGAGCCCUGCAUGACUAACCAGACGUGCAGGGGAAGAACAAGUUGGGCAUGGUGUUACAGAAAGCUUUCAAUAAAAUGAGUAUUUACAGGAAGCACAUGUGAUCACCAUACUUCUCUCCCUACUCAUGUCUAAAUGCAGUUACUUUUAAUGCAUAAAAAGUAAAAACCUGUUUCUCUUGUUCGUUAACUUCCGCUAUCUAUUGAUGAGUGUUUGUUCUGAGAUCAAGCAGGUUUUAAGCUCGAGUUAGGUGUGGUGUAAUUAGAAAUCUACUUUAAGUUUUAACCUGCAAAAAGAUCUGUAAGGAGCCUGACCUCUAUUGGUCGCAUUAAAGUACUACGCGUGCAUGUGUUUUGUAAUAUUUUUAAUAUUAGUCUGCAGGGACCACAGGCUUUCAUAGUUAUUAUUCAAUAUGCCCUUAGAAAGUGGUUUGGUUAAUACCUGAAUCAAGGAAUAGUUGUGAAAACUGGCUUGAGAACCACUGCGCCACCAAGGACUUCUCAUGUUCCUUGCAUAAUUAAUGAGCAGGAAUAUUGGAUUGACAGAGAACCGAACAUACACUGACCAUUCACAACAUUAAAACCACUGACGGGUGAAGUGAAUAACAUUGAUUAUAUCGUUACAAUGGCACCAUGUCACCAUGGGAUAUAUUGGACAGGAAGUGUAGUCCGUUCUUGAAUUUCAUGUUUUGAAAGCAGUAAAAUAGGCAAUCGAAAAUAUCUGAGUUACUUUGACAAAGGCCAUAUAGUAAUGCCUAAACGAGUGGGUCAGAGCAUCUCCAAAACUGCAAGUCUUGUGGGGGUGUUCCCUGUGUGCAGUGGCUGGUACCUACUACCAAACGUGGUGCAAGGAAGGACAACUGGUGAACUGGUAUUAGGGUCAUAGGUACCAAAGGCUCAUUGAUGCAUGUGGACCAUCUGGUCCAAUAAUAGGAACCACUCUAGCUCAAAUUGCUGAAAACGUAAUGCUGGCCAUUAAAGAAAAGUGUCACAAUACACAGUGAAACGUAGUUUGCUACGUAACUGCAAAUCAAUCAGAGUGCCCGUGAUGUCCCCUGUCCUCUGCUAAAAGCACCUUCAGAUGUUUUUAAUGUUGUGGCUGAUCAUGUGUCUCAAGUCUCUUUGUUUACUGUGCAAUUUGUAGAAAGAGUAUAUUGAAUUUUUAAUAAAGAAUAAUGUAAAAUCUUAUCUUGCUGCAGGCAGAAGGUUCACCUCAUCCCUGGGCCUUCUAGAGCCAUGGAGGAUAAACGGAACAUCCAGAUUAUAGAAUGGGAGCAUCUAGACAAGAAAAAGUUCUAUGUUUUUGGUGUCUGCAUGACUAUGGCUAUCCGGGUGAGUGUCUACCCCUUCACUCUCAUCCGGACUCGCCUGCAGGUACAGAAGGGGAAAAGUCUCUACAAUGGGACAUUUGAUGCCUUUGUGAAAAUACUAAGGUCAGAGGGACUUGCUGGAUUUUACCGAGGUUUCCUGGUAAACACUUUUACCCUGAUCUCUGGACAAUGCUACGUGACCACCUACGAACUUACCCGGAAGUAUGUGUCUGGAUACAGCAGCAACAACACAGUAAAGUCACUGGUGGCGGGAGGCUCUGCAUCUCUGGUGGCACAAAGCAUCACAGUUCCCAUCGAUGUGAUAUCGCAGCACCUCAUGAUGCAGAGAAAAGGAGAAAGCAUGGGACGGUUUCGGAUUCGCGUGGCAGAACGCAAGCAGACAUUGGCUUUUGGCCAGACCAAGGAUAUUAUUGUUCAGAUCUGCAAAGCCGAUGGGCUGAGAGGAUUCUACAGAGGUUACAUUGCUUCUCUCCUCACCUACAUCCCGAACAGUGCGGUAUGGUGGCCAUUCUACCACUUUUAUGCAGGUAGGAAAGCAAGAAUAUCUACAUGUUGAAUUUAACUUCAGAGAAGUUGUGGUUUAAAGCGAAAUCCUCACUUUUUUCACAGCCCAGUUAUUAACAAAUUGCCAUUUUAGUUUAACCCAUUAAAGGAACAAACUUAAUCUGUUGGUUUUUCACUUAAAAGGACAUUAUAAGCACCCAGGCCACUUCAGCUCAUUGAAAUGGUCUGGGUGCACUGUCCCUAUUGCACUUAGUGCUGCAUUGUAAUACAUUACUGUUCCAGAUAAACUGCAAUCUUUACAUUGCAGCUCUAAGUCUGUACACAGUGGCUGUCUACCAGAAGGUGCUUCCAGGAUCCUAACGGACUUUUGGUCCGGUAACUGACGCUGGAUGUCCUCGCGCUCUGCGUGAGGACAUCCAGCGUCCGCUGUUUCAACAUAGGAAAGCAUUGAUUCAGUGCUUUCUUUUAUGGUCUAAUGCUUUAAAUAGCCCGCUCGUCGAGGCGGAGCCGUGAUCCAGCGCACAGAGACAUUGGCGUUGGGAUCAGAUAAGUAAGUAAUACAAUAAUACAGCUCUGUAUUCCACGCACUCUACAAUCCCUUUAAGGACCAAAGCAAUUUUUGCUGUGUGUGUGUUCAACCGCAAUUUUCAUCUCUCUCAUUUAUUGUAGCAACACCUAUUAUAUACUGUUUUAGUAAAGAACAAAAAAGCACUGUAAUUUGAUGUGACCUAUACAUUUUAUAAAUUCUCAUCGAUUAGAAAUACUCAUGAAUGCAACAACAAAAAAAUAAAAAACAAAACCUUUUUAAACAGGUUGGGCAAUAGUUAUGUGUGCAUAAUUAGUGCAGCUUAAGAAAAGGAAUUCAAAAUAAAUUCAUUUGUCCUGAUUUACAGAGUAAAUGUGUCAUUUCAUGUGUCCCAUUGUAAUAAAAUUAUCUUAAAUGAACAUAUUAGUGUUAGGAAUGCAAAGAUGUAACACUAGUGUGUCCUGCAGCCCCCCCUCACCGCUUUGUAAAUGGUUAAAUAACCCUUUAAUCACUUACCUGAUUCCAGCGCCAGUGUCCCUCGGCACUGGGUCACGGUCCACCUCAUCUGAUAUGGGUGGGGGGGAGAGGGAAGGAAACCUAUGGCACAUGGCGGUAAGUACAUUAGGCCUUCCCCCAUAGGAAAGCAUUGCCAUUCUCAGUCUGGCUGGGUACAGAAAACUGAAGCUCCUGUACCGCGGUUCGCUCCGUUCGGCCACACUACAAGAGAGGUCAUGAGGCACACCAGGACAAUUGAGGGGACACACACACCACAAAGGUGGGGUGGGGGGUGACACUAAAGGACAGGGAGGGAGGGAGGUGAGAGGAACACUAAGGGACAGGGAAGGGAUGGGAGGGAAAAGGAACACUAAAUAUUUUUGAAAACCUAAAUCUGACUGACAUGUAUAUUUUGUGCAUUUACCACUUAAUAAAAAAAUUUGCAAAGAAAAUAAUUAAAUAAACUUCUUCCGUUAACAGUAGAUUUGUGCAGAAAUUGUUUCUUUUUUCAAAACGGUAAAUGUCCAGAAUAUCGGUAUCGAUAAAUUAUCAGCUAUCAGCCUGAAAGUUCACAGAUUAUCGCUAUCGGCUCUCAAAAAUCAAUAUCGGUCAAUCCCUAGUUUACAUUACCGCUUAGGGAUACCUCCACUGGCCACUCCCCAGGCGCUUCUGGUGCAGUGCUGCACAGUGUGACUGACAUUCAGUGUUUCCACCCUCUGCGCAGAGACACAGAACUUUCCUCAUAGAGAUGCAUUGAUUCAAUGUGUUUGCCUUGUGCCCGCUCUGCCCAUGAUCUGUUUCCUUGACACUUUCUGACAAUUCAAUGCUCUCCCAUGUGAGAGCAUUGUAAUUGGCUUUAAUAAACACUUCUGAUGAUGUCAGCCAAGCAGACAGAUCAGAGUCAGAGCCAGCAGCAGGCUGGAAUAAAAGUAAGAUUUUUACUAAUUUUAGGGGGGCCAUCGGGGCUAGGUGGUGUUUUUAACACUAAAGGGUCAGGAAUAUAUGUUUAUUCCUGACCCUAUAGUGUUCCUUUAAUAAACAUGGAAUUACAAUAUGUGAGUUCUUUGUCUUAUUCUGCCUCAGUAAAUCUACAGUUAGUGAUUGUCAGAUGUUAUAUUGCAGCUAUUUCUACUGAGUGUUUUGUGGGAAGCUAGUUUCUCUGACAAAAUUAUGUAAUUGGUGUUUGUUUGUUUUUUUUUUGAUACGGAGAUAGAGAAAUCGAUACCAUAAUUAAUGUACCGUUGGGUGUAGUGUCCAUUGUAAUUUACUAUAUGCUACUAUUUCUCGUAGAACAAUUGUCUCGCCUGUCGCCAAAUGAUUGCCCUCACCUCCUUCUCCAAGCUAUAUCCGGGCCACUGGCAGCAGCUACAGCAUCCACCAUUACCAACCCAAUGGAUGUUAUAAGAGCGCGUGUGCAGGUAACUGGCUGAGUAUUACUUUUAGAAUAGUUUAAAUGUUCUAUUUGUACAUUUUAUAAGACUGGGGUCAAACAAAUAAUAUACCAAUAGAGGGUUAGAGAACAUGUUUCUCAACCAGCACAUAUAACAGCCACUCAAUAAUAUACUCUAAUUGACUUAUCUAGACCUCCUGGCUGAUGUGAUUACAUAUAAGUCAAAGCAGCAUUUCUUUUAAAACAAGCAAUAAAUCCUUUUCUGGUUCAUCUUAAGCAAAGCAUGAAAGUGAUAAUCUUCUUAAAGGAGUCUUUCAGAACUGGCCUCCUAGGGUUGGAUACUACCAAGAGAUUGUUAGGGAAUAGUUGUAAGAACCUUGAACUCUUGUUGCUCUUCGACAGCUCACCGAGAACCACUGUUUGUGUGAUAAAUCUAAAUGUUAAUGUGCCGGUUUUAGAAACAAUUCAGAUUAAUUUGCAACAGAACAUAUGGAAGGACUCGUAAUAUAUUGCCAUUAGUAUCUUUAUAAAGAAGUGUUCUCUCCGGUUAAGAUUGGGCUGACAUGGUUUUGACGAGUUUAAUCUCACUCUGUUACUCAUUUAUUUUAGGUUGAAGGCAAAAGUUCCAUUAUUGGCACCUUCAAACAACUGAUGGCAGAAGAAGGACCAUGGGGUCUAACUAAAGGUCUUUCCGCCCGCAUCAUUUCAGCCACACCUUCCACCAUUGUCAUCGUUGUGGGUUAUGAGACACUAAAGAAGAUUAGCCUUCGCCCAGAGCUGGUAGAUUCAAGACAUUGGUGAAACUGUCCCUCCAACCAAGGGGCAGAUGGUGGGGCAUGACAUUUUUUGGGUGGCUUUUAUAAAUUUCUGAAAGACAUCAUGGAAUGGAAACCACUAGACAUGUCUGAAGAAUGUCUAACCCCCACCCACCAGUGUUUGAAAAACGGUGUAUAUAGAUAUAAAUGUAUGUGGUUUAUGCACAUGGUUAUCAACUGUGUAUUUACGGUUGUGAUGGACACUUUUGAAGACUCGUGGUGGUUCACCUACUUUUGCUGCUGGAUUAAUGUUGGAGCAAACAAACCAUUUAAGAACACAAGAAAAUAAGGUGUAAUUUACGUAAAAGAGAAGGGUAAUGGUACAUCCAUUCUCUUGUGUGACAUAAAUGCAUCAUGUACAUCACGUGACUCCUACCUUAUCCGAUUCCUAGCCCGAUUUUGGGAUAUGUCUCCCCCCAACACACACAUUUUAAAGAAAGAGAUUUAAAUAGGUGUGUUUUUUUUUAAUAUAAUUUUAAUAUGAAAUUAGAUCUGUUUAUUUAAUUGCCAAAAUGUUGGGAGUGUUUACAAGUCCGUGCUUGUUUUGUAUAGAACAGAAAAUAACUUUUUAUGUAACUGUAAAUGUGCUCCCUCUGUUAAAAUUAAUUAACUGAUUUUAUAUAUAUAUUUUUUUUUUUUAAUUAAGCUUUUUGUGUGUUUUGCAUUGUUUUGUUCUCCUGUCUAUCAUGUGACAAUGUUGGCCAAAAAGGUCAUGUUAAUCUUUAAUUAAUGUUAAUCUGGUCACAAGGUUAUUGUCCUGACUUUGUAGCCUUUAGAAAAUUGAAAUUGUAAACUAAAAUAAUUGUCCCCCUUUUUGAUUUUCUAAUGAGCGACAUGCAUAUUUUAAUAUAUAUAUAGAUAUUAUCAGAGACUUUCUCAGGAUGUUUCAAGUCCUACUGCAAAUUAUUGUGAAUUCCAAUGUAUCUGUUCUGUUAAUUAACACUGGACCUCCGAGACAGAUAUUAUAGAUGUGUCAGUAAAGGGAUUGAAAUAUAAUGUUUUUAAUCCUAGGGAUUUACUCCAUUUGCCUCCCCUUUCUGGUGCAAUUUAACCCUUUUUUUUGAUUUGCACAAUAAAUCCUUUCCUAUAGGCCAAUGCUGGCUUAACUUUGAAUUGCCGUGUUAUUUUAUUUUCCCACAAUACAGCCAUUUUAUUUAUUCAUU